Molecule: messenger RNA, 1049 nt
Organism: Plodia interpunctella (Indianmeal moth)
Lineage: Eukaryota; Metazoa; Arthropoda; Insecta; Lepidoptera; Pyralidae
Exons: 3
Coding region: 198-914 (238 amino acids)
Source: RefSeq, a predicted model, not a curated record
UAUGCAUACUGAAAAUAAUAAUCAUUACUGUUUUCAAAUUUACAUAGUUUUGUUUCAUCAUUAAGUUAGGAAAUUUGGUAUUGUGUGUUUAAAAAAAAUAUUCUGAAAACAAACAUGAGAUCGAGAUGCAAUAUUAACUUUGAUUAAGUUUUAUUUUAUUGAUUACAUAGAUGUGUAUAUAUUAAAAAAAAUGUAAAAUGAUUUUAAGAACUUCAUUAUUUUUGUUGAGUCUAGCGUUGGAAUGGACAUUCGCACAAUAUUACGAAAUCGGACCAAAGUGGGACUACCCUGACAAACAAGUGAUAUUAUACACAAAUGAAUUGAUAAAAUCAGCUGUUCAAAUUAUUUACGACACCGACGAGCAGAUAGAACGCACAGCCCACCUCAGACUGAACAGCAUUCGAUCAAUACCUUACGAAGUCGGCUAUAUUAUGCAUAACAUCCAAGAAGAGUACCGUCGCAUGGUUGAUAAAUAUCACACGUGUUACCAAAUGGGUGGGAGACUGUACCUACACGAGUACAUGUUUUAUUUAGAGGACAUAGAGUACCACUUUUGGAAAAUCGAGCAUUUAGCUUACAUGCUGCACGAGGUUGAGAGGAAAUACGGCAUGAGAGGCAACACGUUAGAAAAAGAAUACGUCGAUCCAUCGUUCAACCAGACACGUCCAAAAUUCAUGGGCAACGGUAAAAACAAGAGCAAAUACAUGAUGGAUUCGAAGAAUACAAACGUGGAUUCGGACGCGGAUUAUCCAUUUUACACUGUAACUAAGGAGAAACGUAAAAAAGUCAAAUGGAAAGACAGGGAUCAACAUUUCCUUGAUACCUAUAAGACCUCCUCGACGACAAGGAAGAAGCAGCACGAACCCUGGUACAAGGACUACGGGUGGGAGAUCUGGCCGCCUUGGAAUGGAUAGCCAUAGACGGCUAAUGAAAAUACUAAUAUUAUAAAUGCGAAAACCAAAGUUCAUAUUGAGAAUACAUAUACAUUAUAUUAAAUUAGUUGAUUUAUUUAUAUGGUGGUCCAUAUGCUUCUAAAUAUCUGAACUACG